This is a messenger RNA of Sipha flava (yellow sugarcane aphid), 1631 nucleotides long. Its product is annotated as pickpocket protein 28-like. Gene Ontology annotation, cellular component: membrane. NCBI's taxonomy places the organism in Eukaryota, Metazoa, Arthropoda, Insecta, Hemiptera, Aphididae. The coding region runs from base 1 to 1407 and encodes 468 amino acids. The transcript has 9 exons. Gene Ontology annotation, biological process: sodium ion transmembrane transport. The record is from RefSeq and is a predicted model, not a curated record. Gene Ontology annotation, molecular function: ligand-gated sodium channel activity.
AUGCAUGCUAUACGGAAGAAUAACGGAAACAAUAAAAAACCAAACUUUUUGUUGAAGUAUCUCAAGCCCAGUUUGUUGUAUCUGAAGGAAUUCUCAGAGACGACUACCUUGCACGGUAUACGUCAUAUUGGUCUGUCCAACAGACAUUUGAUAGAAGUAAUCGUAUGGGUCCUGUGUGAAGUAAUUGCAAUUUAUGGAGCUUAUAAUUUAAUCCGUAAUAGUUGGACACGUUACAAUGAAAACCCUACAGUUAUAACUGUACAAAAAGAUUAUCGAUAUUGGUACCUUCAGUUUCCGAGUGCUACAUUCUGUUAUGUAGACCCUGUGGACACGAAUUUAGCUAAAAUCUAUAUAGAGCGUAAAUGGAGAGUGAGUUCUGGAGAGAAAUUUGAUUACUACAUGGAUUUUGUCAAGAAAGUUGCUAAUACAACGUAUGAAAAUUUAGAUAGCAUGGCGCCUUAUGUUAAUAACACCGAGCUAAAAUAUAUCGAUAUUAUGGACUUAAUCUUAAAGGUGCACGCUGACCCCCAAUAUAUAAUGACAUUGUUCAGUUCAGAUUUUAAAAAUAUAACCUUCUUACCUGUACUUACUGAAAUGGGUAUCUGUUAUACUUUCAAUGGAAAAAUAACUAAUUAUUUAACACCCGAAAGUAAAAUACGCGUUGAAAACAAUUCUUUAACCCCAUCUUGCAAUUUUCUCAAUGCAUUGUGUUAUGGAAGAGUAGAAAAUCUACCUCGAAUUAUUAAGUACUAUGUUCAUUAUCCAAAAGAAGUGCCCGACAUACAGGACAAAUACUAUUCAGUGUUCGAAAACAUGGAACGAGACACAACAUUCACGUUUUGGGAGAUGACAUCCGCGUCUGGACUGAGAAGACUGAAACCGUCACAACGCCAAUGUCGUUUCAUGGACGAACCAAUGGACAGUACAAUACCUGUUUACAGUUACAAUACCUGCCGAAUGAUAUGCAGAAGAAAGCUGGCUUUGGAGAAGUGCGGAUGUACUCCUCACUUUUAUCCUUACCCAGGUAAAAUGAAAGUUUGCGAUGUCAAAGGACUGUACUGUUUGUCGUUUCACAAAACGCUGUUGAUGAGCUUAGAACACGACGGGACACCGAUCAACUGCAACUGCCUAAUGCAGUGCGAGGAAGUUAAACUGUUUUUGGACAAGAAUUCAGAGAGGACAUGGUCGUAUCCAGUGCCGUGGGACAUCCGUUUCCGUUGGGCCGUUGACAAAUAUAGUAAAACACGAUUGCGCCGCGACGUCAUCUACAGCUUCGAAGAUUUAUUGGUUUCACUUGGCGGCACCGCAUCGUUUUUCCUUGGUUGCAGCGUCCUGUCCUUCGUCGAGAUAGGAUACUACGUCACGUUGAGGCUGUACUGGUUCGUCAACCGGAAGGCCGAGGGUUGACCACCCGUGUUCCCAAUGAAAAUACGUUUACUUAUCCGGCAGCGAACCUGAUUUCUAUGUUACUCGAUUGCAUCCAUAGGCGCACACUCGAAAAAAAAAGCUUAUUCUCUUUCGGCGUUCUAUUAUACUUCCGGUACUAAAGCGUACGAACGACUGUUUUGUCGGUUUUUGAAAAACAAACCUACACAUUUAACCUUACACCAAAAUGCUAUUAGAAAAUACGU